Histoplasma capsulatum G186AR is the source of this 1443-nucleotide messenger RNA. Its product is annotated as splicing factor SluA. NCBI's taxonomy places the organism in Eukaryota, Fungi, Ascomycota, Eurotiomycetes, Onygenales, Ajellomycetaceae. The coding region runs from base 1 to 1443 and encodes 480 amino acids. Gene Ontology annotation, molecular function: pre-mRNA 3'-splice site binding. Gene Ontology annotation, biological process: mRNA splicing, via spliceosome. The record is from RefSeq and is a predicted model, not a curated record. The transcript has a single exon. Gene Ontology annotation, cellular component: spliceosomal complex.
AUGUCUCGAAGACCAACAGAUGUGGCGUCGAAGGAGCGCAAUGAGUACAUCCCCGCCUUUAUCUCCAAGAAGCCUUUCUACGUCGACGAUGAGUCUUCCGCAAAUGACUACCUCGAGCAUCAGCGACUCCAGAAAUCCAAGACAGAGCAAAAAUGGUACGAGAGAGGGAAGCGUGUAGGACCAGCUGCGACCAAAUAUCGCAAAGGCGCAUGCGAGAACUGCGGCUCCAUGUCUCACAAAGUUAAAGAGUGUCUGAGCAGACCAAGGAAACUUGGAGCGAAAUGGACGGGGAAAGAUAUACAACCAGACGAAGAGAUUCAAAAAGUGGACCUAGAUUGGGAUGCGAAGCGGGAUAGAUGGAACGGUUAUGAUGCUUCGGAAUAUCGGAAUGUGGUGGAGGAAUAUGAAGAGCUGGAAGCGUUGAAGAGACAAGCGAAGGAUCGCACAGAGAUGAAAGAGCUACGAACUGGCGACGAUGACGAGGAAGAUUAUGAGGGAGACGACGGUGCUGAGGAGGCUAGAUAUGCAGAGGAGUCUGAUAUGGGCCGUCAACAGAGUACCGCCACACGUAACCUACGUAUACGAGAAGACACUGCGAAAUAUCUCCUCAACUUGGAUCUUGACUCCGCUAAAUAUGACCCUAAGACCCGCAGGAUGGUGGAUAUGGGCGCACAGUCGGAUCUGGCUGCAGCUCUGGUAGCGGAAGAAAACUUCAUUCGGGCCUCAGGAGAUGCUGCUGAAUUUGAACGAGCUCAGCGAUACGCGUGGGAAUCUCAGGAGCGUGGCGAUAAAGACAGACAGCACCUUCAGGCAAAUCCUACAUCGGGCGAGUAUUUCAGAAAGAAAGAAAAGGAGCAGGCGGAAGAAAAGCGCAAGGCUCAACGAAAGGCGUUGCUAGAGAAGUAUGGUGGCGAGGAACAUCUACAGCCAGCUCCCUUGCGCGAAGCUGCAGUUAUUGAGAACGAACGAUUUGUCGAGUAUGAUGAGACAGGAGCUAUUAAAGGGGAGCCCAAAAAGGUUGCGAAAUCACGCUAUGCUGAGGAUAUACUCAUCAACAACCACACCUCGGUAUGGGGCAGUUGGUGGUCAAACUUUGUAUGGGGCUAUGCGUGUUGUCAUUCUACAGUGAAAAACAGCUAUUGUACUGGGGAGGAAGGGAAGACUGCGUUUGAGGAGGCUCAAAAUAUGCUACUUAAUGAUAUGGAAAAGGCUGGAGAGGAAGAGGAGGUACGGGGAGAAUCAGAGAAAGAUAUCUCGAAGGAAGCAUACCUGCAGGCAAAGAAGCGUGAUAAAACCGGCCCUGAUACAAAGCUCGGGAAACGGACCCUCCAAGAGAUGCGGCAGGGGGUUACCGAGGAGGAGCUUGAAGCUUACAAGAAAUCGAGAAGUGCGGCAGCUGAUCCAAUGGCGGCGUAUCUCGGGAAGGAUGAGCUGGUUCGAUGA